Messenger RNA from Aspergillus mulundensis, 2448 nucleotides. RefSeq names its product putative DNA ligase I. The coding region runs from base 1 to 2448 and encodes 815 amino acids. Gene Ontology annotation, biological process: double-strand break repair via alternative nonhomologous end joining; DNA recombination; mitochondrial DNA repair. The record is from RefSeq and is a predicted model, not a curated record. The transcript has a single exon. Gene Ontology annotation, molecular function: ATP binding; DNA ligase (ATP) activity; DNA binding. NCBI's taxonomy places the organism in Eukaryota, Fungi, Ascomycota, Eurotiomycetes, Eurotiales, Aspergillaceae. Gene Ontology annotation, cellular component: DNA ligase III-XRCC1 complex.
AUGUCUAGUCCCGCGAAGAAGCGCAAGAGGGAUACCCAGCCCACGCGCAGCAUCGCGUCAUUCUUUCAGGGCCAAGCGGCCAAAAAGGCUGAGCAGACAGAGCAAUCAUCUCCCCCGGAAGACGGCGAACAACAUUUUUCUGAUGAGGCCCUCGCUCGGAAGCUUCAAGCUGAAUGGAACAACGAACAAGAACCCGCAACUCCCGAGCCUCCUGCGACGGUACCUCCGACCGCUGCAUCACCCUCUCCAGAGCAGGAUCGAGAACGGAAGAAGGCCAAAGCCGGAGUGCUCUCACUGCAGUCAUCUACAGGGGCAGAAGACACGAUAUCGCUCACAGUUCCUCUCGAUGAAAAUCCUCUAGUGUUUAAUUCCUUCAGAUACGCCCAAGAAUUGAAAGCGCACUGGUCGGCAGAAGGCGGGGAUGCUUCGUAUGCUCUUCUCACUAGAGCUUUUGUCCUGGCCAGCUCAACUACCAGCCGUAUAGCCAUCGUUGGUAUACUAGUUAACGUUCUUCGCGUUAUAAUCGAAGGAGAUCCAACAAGCGUACUCCCCGCAGUAUGGCUAGCAACAAACUCAAUAUCACCGCCGUACCAUGAACUUGAGCUCGGACUUGGUGGGUCUGUGAUAUCCAAGGCUUUUAAGAAGAUAUACGGCUUGAAUAGCCAAGGGCUCAAAUCGUUAUAUGAUCGUCUUGGAGAUGCUGGGGAUGUCGCGUUCGAGGCCAAAAAGAGGCAGAGCUUCACCUUGGUAAAGCCCAAACCACUGAGCAUCAAGGGAGUCUAUCAAUCUUUGACAAAGAUUGCCAUGAGCAAAGGCAACGGUAGUCAAAACAUGAAGGAAAGUAUUGUGAAUAAAUUAUUGCAAGACGCCCGGGGCCCGGAGGAGGCUCGCUAUGUCGUAAGGACCCUGGUUCAAAACCUGCGCAUCGGCGCCGUCAAGACGACUAUGCUCAUUGCGCUCGCCAGAGCUCUUUUACUCUCCAAACCGGAGGGUGCAAGCUUUAAUGUUCAUUCUCAACACGACCUAGCUCGUCUCAAGAAGGAAGAACUCACAGAAGUCUACAACAAUGCGGAGGAAUUGGUCAAGGCAUCUUAUGCCAGACAUCCGAAUUACAAUGACCUCGUACCUUGCCUCCUCGAGAUUGGAGUCUCUGAGGAACUUCUUGUACGGUGUGGGUUGCAGAUCCAUACCCCGUUGAUGCCAAUGCUGGGCAGCAUUACUAGGGAUCUGUCCGAAAUGUUGACCAAACUUCAAGGACGAGACUUCACCUGUGAGUAUAAGUACGAUGGGCAACGUGCCCAGGUGCAUUGUGAUGAGACAGGAAAAGUCUCGAUAUUCUCGCGUCAUCUAGAGCAAAUGACCGAAAAAUACCCCGACCUCGUGUCUCUUGUUCCUCAAAUACGAGAAGGCGUUUCUAGUUUCAUCCUUGAGGGUGAAGUGGUUGCGGUAGACCAGAAUGGGGAGCACCAACCUUUCCAAACCCUGACAAACCGGGCGAAGAAGAAUGUGGAAAUCGGUGCAAUCUCGAUCAAUGUCUGUUUGUUUGCAUUUGACUUGAUGUACCUGAACGGUACGCCUCUGCUGGAUCGGUCUUUGCGCGAGCGAAGGGAAUUGUUACGAAGUCUCUUUGUGCAGAUUCCGAACCGGUUUACCUGGGUUAAAAGCCUUGAUGCUACGUCGGCCGACUCUGAGACCGUUCUGGAUUUCUUCAAGAGUGCCACUGACAGCAAAUGCGAAGGUAUAAUGGUCAAAGUGCUUGACAAUGCGCCUGUCAAAUCGGCCACGGCCAGCUCCAACUCCACGAACACGCCAAACACACCAAACACACCAGCAGAAGUCAAGGAAGUGAAGAAAGGAGGUCGUCGAAAAGAGUUGCUGUCUUCAUAUUCGCCGGAUCAGAGACGGGAGAGUUGGCUCAAGGUGAAGAAGGAUUACAGCGCAUCAUCAGAGACAUUAGAUCUCAUUCCCGUGGCCGGGUGGCAUGGCAAUGGCCGAAAAGCCAAAUGGUGGUCCCCGAUUCUCCUCGCUGUCCGCAACCCUGAAACAGGCGGCCUUGAAGCCGUGACAAAGUGCAUGUCCGGCUUCAGCGAUAAAUUCUACCAAGCAAACAAGGACAAGUACGAGCAGGGUAGUCCGAAUGUCAUCUCCCGGCCCAGCUAUGUCGAGUACAAUGGUGAGCCGGACGUGUGGUUUAAUCCCCAAGAGGUCUGGGAGAUAGCAUUUGCCGACAUUACGCUCAGUCCGACCUAUAUCGCUGCUAUUGGGUUAGUGAGCGAUGAGCGCGGUCUCAGUCUCCGUUUCCCACGAUUUCUCAAAGUCCGAGAGGAUAAAUCAAUUGAUGAGGCCUCUACGGCGGACUACCUUGCGUUGCUGUAUAGGAAGCAGUCAGAACGGGCACGGAUUGAGGAAACUGCGAAUGCAGAUCAGGUUGUAGAAUUGGCAGAGUAG